AUGGCGCUGGCGGGGCGGCGGCCGCGGUGGGAGGACCUCGGCCGGGACCUUCUGGUCUCCAUCUUCGAGAAGAUCGAGAUGGAGGACCUCAUCGCCGGAGUCUCCUUCACCUGCACCGCCUGGCGCGACGCCGCAGGGGAUCCGCUCUGCUGGCGGGAGCUCGACUUCCGCCGGUGGGAGCUCAUCUCCCGCCGCCUCCGCUUCCGCAGGGUUCUCUCCGUCGAUUUCAGGGACCUCCUGCGUUUCUCCAUCGCCAGGGCCGGCGGCACGGUCGACAGCGUCUUCUUCCCCGACUUCGCCGACGAGAUCGACCUCCUCUUUGUCGCCGAAAGGUAAACCUUCCUAGGGUUUCCCUCACCCCCCUCCCGUAUUCCUGUCGAUCUCGAUUGCUUUCUGAUUCGGAAUGGGAAUCUGUUGAAUCUGUGGCAAGCUUGCUCGCCGAGCUGGAACAAUGGCGAGCUCUGACCAGGUGCGUUUUCCUGGACAUCCAGGUGCCCUCGUCUGCGCUACUUCCAUCUCGGAAACGACGAAGAGCCGACCGACCAGUUUCUCCAGGCGAUCGACAAGCUCCGGCAUCUGCAGGGGAUGGCGGUGAAUGAGGCCGUCAUCUGCGAGGAGGUGCUCGAGAUCCUGACCAGAUGCCGCGCCACCUUCACCGAGCUCGAAGUCUUCGCCGAGCGCGUGAGCGAGAACAUGGCCGCCGCGAUCUGCGACGCGCUCCCGAAUCUCAGGAAGCUCAGGCUCAGGGACUGCAAGAUGUCCCAACCCGUCCUCCUCCUGUUCCUCGAUGAGCUGAAGGACCUCGAGAGCCUGGACAUCUCCGGUUACAGUGCUCCGAGAAUCACGCGGCAGGUCCUAGAGAAGGCGUCGAGGUUGAAGGAGUUCCUGUGGGAAUCGGAGCUCGACCUGGGCGACCUCUACCGCUGCUCGGGUUCCUGCGGAGACAUCUUCUUCCAGGGUUCCCGCGAUUGA
Messenger RNA from Spirodela intermedia, 972 nucleotides. Lineage: Eukaryota; Viridiplantae; Streptophyta; Magnoliopsida; Alismatales; Araceae. The record is from the annotation of a GenBank genome assembly.